Molecule: messenger RNA, 1875 nt
Organism: Eutrema salsugineum
Lineage: Eukaryota; Viridiplantae; Streptophyta; Magnoliopsida; Brassicales; Brassicaceae
Product: E3 ubiquitin-protein ligase MBR2
Exons: 6
Coding region: 124-1695 (523 amino acids)
Molecular function (GO): ubiquitin protein ligase activity
Source: RefSeq, a predicted model, not a curated record
CUAUUUUUUUGGUGGAAAUAUAUAUCGUCUUGCCUAUCUCUCUCACACAUCUUUCCACGUUUUUCUAAAAUCACAGACGGCGGAGAGUAAUCGCUCGGAAAAGAGAAAGGGUUUCUUUGAUUCAUGGAUACACGUGCAGGCAAACGAUUAGUUGACCGACUGGCUGUUCCGCGAAAAGCGAGUGGUCUUGUUCUGCGUGAGAAUAUGAACAAGAAAGAUGAUAAGAAUGUGCCUUUCUGCAGCCGAAUUGGCUGUAGUGCGAAGGUAACUUCCACCAAAGGAACUCGGAUUGGCUCUACAGGAAACAAUACAAAAGUUGGUCGGCCUCCGAUUUGUUCUUCCUCAAAUGGAAAGGAAAUUGUUGCGAGUUCAUCUCGAACUCCGGGUGGAUUUGGAUACUUAAGAAAACUAGCCAAAGGUACUGCCAAGAGACAGCCCUCUUCUAAUUUGGACACAAAUUCUUCAGAGACGAGCAGUAUUAGUGAUGAUCCAGCUGCAGUGGAGCCCAUCCUUCCACGCAAACAGACUAAAAGAGACAUAAUCAAUGUUCAGUCUCAAAACACUGUUUCUGGAGAGGUCGUAAUGGCAAAGGCUGGAAACUCAAGUAGAGGAACCAUCAGAAGUAGUCAUCAGAAAUCUGACUUACGCACUCGAGAUGCUCUAAUGGGUCACUCUGUUUCUUCAUCUUCUGGUAGCGAGCACACUGUUAGAGGUGGUCUGAGCAGGAACAUGAGGUGCAACUCUGUGUCUGAUGUUCUUCGAACUCAUUCAACCCCGGGAACAAAAAUCACUUUGACUAAUAAGAAAAACUCUGAUGGAGAGAGCAGCUCCUUUAGCAAAGGCAAUAAGACUAGCGUGCCGGUGGUGAAGGGUAGGAGUCAAAGUUCUUCUCAUGGUAAUGGCAUAACACUUUCUGAUAACAGAAGGAAUCGAAUAGUACCAACUAUCAGGGACAACAGUGUUGUUUCAAGUAGUGGUAGUAGAACUGGUUAUUUUGGUAGAUCAGGGCGACUUGGAUCUGUUGCAUCCCCUGCCACUUCUCGACAAACACCUCGUCCUGCAACACCAACCGAUCCCACUCCUUCUCUUUCAUUUAGUCCAUCAAAUAGUUACACCAGGCCGAACAGUAGUACUGGCAGGUUACGUAGCAUGAUGCCUGGUAGCCCCUCAGAAGCUGACCCUUCACGCUCUUUGGAGAACCGGGAUGGUUUAAGUCGCUACAGCAUUAAUGGAAUUGCAGAGGUAUUGUUGGCCCUGGAAAGAAUUGAACGUGAUCAAGAGCUUACCUACGAGCAAUUGGCUUCUUUAGAGACAAAUCUAUUCUCAAAUGGUAUGAUCAGCUUCUACGAUCAGCAUAGGGAUAUGAGGCUUGACAUUGAUAAUAUGUCAUAUGAGGAACUACUAGCUUUGGGGGAUAAAAUGGGUACAGUGAGCACAGCUCUAAGCGAAGAAGCACUCUCGAGAAGCCUCAAGAAGAGUAUUUAUCUGGAGACGGAUGAAACUUGUGCCAGUUCUCUGAAUAAGGAUGAUGAUAUCAAGUGCAGUAUUUGCCAGGAAGAGUAUAUUGCUGGAGAUGAAGUAGGGACUAUGCCAUGUGAGCAUAUGUACCAUGUGAGCUGUGUACAACAAUGGCUGCGGAUGAAGAAUUGGUGCCCUAUCUGCAAAACCUCUGCGGAAGAGGAAAAAUCGUUGUAGUUGAUAAUGCCACACCCAACUUUAGCUUUGUGGGAUGAUUCCAAGAUGAUGCAGAUACAUUGAUUCUUCACUAGACACCAAGUGAAUGUCUCUACAUCAUCUUGCUCUUUCUCUCUCUCUUCUUUUGUACAUAUCACCUUUUUUUUUCCUUUGACCCAAUUGGGUACAAUUACAAAUGGG